This is a messenger RNA of Trifolium pratense (red clover), 1227 nucleotides long. Its product is annotated as probable serine/threonine-protein kinase PBL3. The transcript has 5 exons. Gene Ontology annotation, biological process: protein phosphorylation. Gene Ontology annotation, molecular function: ATP binding; protein kinase activity. The record is from RefSeq and is a predicted model, not a curated record. Lineage: Eukaryota; Viridiplantae; Streptophyta; Magnoliopsida; Fabales; Fabaceae. Bases 458 to 1129 code for a protein of 223 amino acids.
AAAUGAAAAUCAUUUUGUAGAUAUUUCAAAAGUUCCUCUUAGAAGCACUCAAUUGUUAUCUAAUUCAAGUGGAGCAGUACAAGGACACAGUGGAGGUAAACCUGGGAUUCUGCCAACUCCAAGAUCUGAAGGGGACAUACUUUUCUCUCCACAUUUAAAAGCAUUCGCAUUUAAGGAUCUUAGAAAUGCCACUAAGAAUUUCAGUAAUGAUUGUUUAAUUGGACAAGGAGGAUUUGGUUAUGUCUAUAAAGGAUGGAUUGAUUGUCGUUCGCUUAAAGCCGCAAAGCCUGGUUCUGGAACUGCUGUUGCUGUCAAGAAGCUUAAGCCUGAAGGCUUUCAAGGCCAUAAGGAGUGGUUGUCUGAACUCAAUUAUCUUGGCCAACUUCAUCAUCCAAAUCUUGUGAAACUUACUGGAUAUUGCCUUGAUGGGGAUAACAGGCUUCUAGUCUAUGAGUACAUGCCUAAUGGAAGCUUGGAAGAUCAUCUAUUUCGUAAGGGAACACGCGUACUUCCUUGGGCAACAAGAAUCAAAGUUGCCACCGGUGCUGCUCGAGGUCUCACCUUCCUACAUGACUCUAAUCAACAAAUUAUCUACCGUGAUUUCAAGGCUUCUAAUAUUUUAUUAGACUCGGAAUUCAAUGCAAAACUCUCAGACUUCGGAUUGGCCAAAGCAGGCCCCACCGGUGAUCGUUCUCAUGUUUCUACUCAAGUUUUGGGCACUCAUGGCUAUGCUGCUCCUGAAUAUAUUCUUACAGGUCGGCUGACAACAAGGUGUGAUGUGUAUAGCUUUGGAGUUGUGCUAUUAGAACUACUAUCAGGGCGCAAUGCUGUCGACAAAACAAAAUCUGGAGCAGAACAUAAUUUGGUAGAUUGGGCAAGACCGUAUUUGGGAGAUAGAAGGAAGUUGUUUCGGAUAAUGGACACAAGAUUAGAAGGGCAGUAUCCACAAAGGGCAGCUUAUACAGCUGCAAUUCUUGCAUUACAAUGUAUUAGUGAGGCCAAGUUUAGGCCACAAAUGUCUGAUGUUUUGACUACUUUGGAACAUUUGCCAGUCAUCAGACAUUCAGCUAGUCCUUCUAGAAUAUUAGACGAGAAACCAAUGUCAAGCCCAAUGAGCGAUAGAGUCUGAAGCCUAAUUCUCGGGAAAAAAAAACCUAGCAAAAUACUCGUGCAUAAGCACACGUGUAAAAAAGGUCAAUGUAACAGGUUUUAUUUUCUCUUCAUGUA